GGCACAUGGCGGAUUAACGUCUACAAGUUAAAAGAAUUUUAUUCGUGGUGUAACAAGUUGACUGGAAGCAUGUUGUCCAUUGAAAUGCAUUAGUUCAAACUGUAAAAAAUAUGAAACCAGAAGGCCGUGAAAUCAAACGCACUGGGUAUAUGUUUGGAACCCGCAUGUACCGAGUCCGAAACUGGUUCAUCCUGGGUUCAUUUGGUUUCGUUUUUUUAUUCGCAGCUGCGACAACUAAGCUGCUAUAUGAUCCAGAGAGCAAAGAUAUCCUUUGGGUACAAGAGUCCCGCAAGCGACAAGAAGAGUGGCGCAACCGUCAGAUUGAGCGUUCCUUUGAAGUACGACAAAGGCGGUACAGGCAGGCAUCCAAGCUGUCUGAAAUACAGCCCAUACCUAUACAGACAGAGAAAUAAUAGUCACAGCCCCCGGCCAUCUUAGUCUACAGGUGUAUAUAAGAGACAGUACUCAUUUGGAAAACCAGUUGGCUGUGAUUGCCAUUUGGUAUCAUUUUACGUCAUGUGACUGCUUGUUAAGAAAAAAAAAAGGCUCUUGAGAUAUAUUCUUAUUAUCGAUUUAGCAAACUGUAGCUGAAAUCAAAAUUAACUGCAAUGAAGUUUUUUUUUUGAUUAUUUGUCAAUGAUGCAUUUGCUAUAGUGUUUAAUGUCAGUUUGUCAUGAAAAUCUUCAUGAAAGCUGUUACUAUUACAUCAGCAUUUCUGCUAUGAAUUCCCCAGAAGCUUGUAACCGUGUUAACAUUGAGAACGUUACAUAUGGUGCAGUUUCAUAGAUCCAUGGAAGUCGUCACACUGUUCAGCUCAGGAACAAUGUGAAGUUUUACAUGCACCUAUGUGCUCAGUGGACUGAAUAAUUAGGCUGGGCACAAUGUAAGACUUUACUAACUUUAUAUCAUCCCUGACUGUCGAUGUAGCCUUACUGUUUAAUUCGUUGAUACUGUAGGAUGUAAUUAUGGAAAGCAGCAGUGCACCAUUAACUCCUGGUAAGAAUAGAAAACCCUGCCCUUCUUGUAGUCCUGUGAAGUAUGAGGGUGGAACAACCUAUGUCUGCUCAAGUCCGGUUGUCAUUGUGCAGCAGAUGUUACCGAAAGCAGGUCACAGUUCACAGAGGAGAAUAGAUGUGGAAUGCACACCAGGCGAAACAAAAGAAACGGCUGGGAUAUCUGAUGAUCUGCAGAAUAAAUCAAAGAAGUCCUCCAAAAGAGGGCGCCCCAAAUUAGCAUUGAGAAAAGGUACAAAGGGGAUUGCCACAAUGCCACCUAAAUUGUCAUCAUUAAGUCAGCCUGGAAACAUCCUGAAUGCUGUUGAUCUUAACGAGUCUGAUGAUUUCAGGCCUUCAAUAACCACUAGGUCUAACAAAAGGAGAAAACUGAGUGAUACAGAUAAAGCAAAGAUUAAGAUACCAUACUCUGAUGAGGUAUUCUCAGAGGCCUCAAGGUCAAGGAAGGCAGGAUCAGACUUGACAGGCUCAAGGAAUGGAAAAUCCCAGAUUGGAAGCUCAGAAAUAUCAGGCUUAGAACCAACAAGGUCAAAGAAAGCAAGCGCAGAGGGGGAAAGUUUGGAUGUACCAAUCUCCAGGAAAGAGAGGUCCCGAAUUGGAAGUUCAGAAAUAGAAAGCUCAGCAAUACCGUUAAAAGUAGCAAGCUUAGAGAUAGGCUGUAAUAGCUUAGAGGCGGGCACCCCUGGGCUGGCAACAAAUCAGGUGUGUGGAACAGAGUCUGAAUGGGAUGUAGAUGGCGUGCAUAAUUCUGCGAAAGUGACGGUUGAAUCAGAACCUCCACUGGCAAAGGGCGAUGAGUCUACUGAAGAGAUGAAAUCUUGUGUAAUCUGUCGACAGUCGGUCAAAAGUGACAACCUUCAGAGCCACCAGAGGGCAUGUCUAAAUCGUCACUUUACAAGGGGAGCUAACCCAGCGGAUGCAUCUGCUGGUGUAUCAGACGAGGUGCUGGCCAGAGCUUUACAGCAGACAGAAUUGAUGCAGAGUAGUCCCCCUUUGGAGCUAGUUCUCUGUCAGAUCUGCAACCUGGACUUGUCUGGCCUCAAUGCUCACAGACAAACACAACAUGUCAACACCUGUAUGGACAAGAAAGAGACUGCUGUUACUGUGGCUGUGGCAGAUUCUGAAGCCAUGGAAAGGGCUAGGAAGGCGGUUCUCGACUGUCCAAUGUGUGGAAAACCACUGAAGACAGAAGCAUCUAGAAAAUCCCAUAUGAAUAGGUGUUCCAAGUCCUGCAAUGUUGGUCAAGACCACUUAUCACAGCUUAUAGAGCAACAGAGGAGGGAGCAUGAGGCUCGGCUGACAGCUGGGCAAAUACCACUCACCACAAGAGCACAAAAGACAAAAAACAGAGGACAAUCUGCAAAGACAAAGAGAACAACUAAAGCUCUUGAUGAAGACACUCAAUUUGCAUUGGCUUUAUCUACUUCCCUGGUUGAAGAACAGCAGAAGCAGGAGACACAACUUUUGGACCAGUUGGAAUCUAUUGACAGAUUAGCAUUGGGCUGUAAAAAGCUGGACAAGGAUAUCAAGAAAGGGAGAAGAAAGAAGGGAAAUUCUCAUAUUGGUGAAGAGUUACCACUGCUUCUAAAAUACACCACUGAAGAAAUACGAAAGAAGAUUGCAGAGCGAGUAGCAAUGGUUGUCACCCCUGGGGAUUCGAAUCAUUUCAACAACACCCCUCCCAUGUCAGAAAGCGAUGUUACAAAGAGGUUCUCAAAGAACACGGACAGACAACAGUCAGUUUUUAACGGCACUGAGAGAACGAAUUUGAGUCUUUGGAAAAAAAGUUGCAUGAACUCAGACACAGCAGAUAUAUAUUAUGUAAAAGAGUUAAGUCCCCUUGUGAAGGUAUCCACUGCUCACUUUGACAGACUAUUGGCCAAGAUGUCUGCACUUGCUGGAACAGGAAAGACAGAUAAAAAUAGUGGCAAUCUGUCGAAGGUUGAAGAUACAGAGAUUGGGGAUGAGGCCAGUAGUGUAGAUUUUGUCUCUACGCAGACGGCGGUGGUUUUGGCAGAAUUGGCUGCUGAGGAGGAUGAAUCUGUUUUACAGUCAAGCCCAAAGUGUACUUCCCAGAACCUCACUCGCAUAAGCAGUUCACAAAGCACUGCUGACAGAGACUGCAAAAAUCAAACUUCUACCUCUCUAGUAAAAUCUUUUAACCAUGCCUCAAAAAAAUCUCAAAUCUCCAAAAGUGCACCAGGAAAAAAUGCCUGUUCGCUGGACAUUGAGGGAGCUACAUGUUUAUCUGAGUUGCAUAGCUCGGGUGUUGAGGAGGUUGUUAAACUAGGGGGAGAUAACUAUGCAAAUGGAUCAGAUAACAACACUUCUGAAGAACCUGAAGAGGAAGCUACAUCAAGAGCAGACAACUGUGGAGUUAUCAAAGUAGCUGCACAAGAAGGAAACAGCUGGGGAAAUGAAAGUGGCAAUGAAUUUUUCGACAGUAAGAAGACAAGCUUCUCAUUUGAUGCCAGUGGUUUUUGCCCGGAAGAUAAGAGUAAGGUAGAUCCAACCAUUAUUACCCAGAGUCUCCUGUCUCAGUUAUCAUUCCUGGUAAAUAACCCCAUAUUCAGCGAUAUAAGACUUCUCACAGGAGAUCAGAAGGUGGUUCAUGCUCACAGAGUGAUCCUUGCAGCUCGCUGUCCUCGGUUGAUUCAGGAUCUCCAGCAGACUAGUGAGGAUUUACACCUGGAAGAAUUCACUUGCAGGGCUGUACUAAAUGUGAUCAAGUUUAUAUAUGCAGGAGAAAUUGUCAUAUCCAGGAAUUGUGAGGAAGAGAUUCAGCUUGCUCAGAGAUUUGGUGUGGAAGAGCUUUGUGACAUACUGCAACAUCGUGUUGGUGACAAAUGGGAACCAAAUGCUGAUGCAGACGAAGAUAAAACCCUCGAAAAAGAGCAGGUUCUGGAUGAUUUGUUAAAUAGCUUGUUUGACGGGAGCAUGGGUGCAGUAGUCCAGGAAACAAAUGGUGAAAAUCUAGAGGAAGGAAAGGACGAAGAAGAAAUGGACAGUUUAUACCAGUUUAUGUCAACACAAAGAGAGAAGAGUUCAGCAAACAAGGGAGACAACUCCAAAAAAGGACAAGAGUAUUUAGGCUGUACAAGUAUAAAACAAAUAGGUUUCCAUAGUGCUGGUCAAGAGAUAAAGGUCAAUAAGGGAGUUGUUCUAUCUCUCAGUAGCGACAUUAGUAGGCCUGGUAUCCAAAGAAUUACUGAGCCUUUAGGGAAACCCAACAUGAAGAGAUUGGAAGAGAUUGUUGGAGAUAUCAGCUGUAGAAGUCACACCGGUAGCAGUGAACAGCGUGCUAAUCAGAGUUCACACUCACACAGACCUGAAAAAGACAUUUAUGAAUACAAAGCAGUUGAACAAUCAGUUACAAGUAAUGAUGAUAAUGAAAUUGAAGAAAAUAAAUGUAGGAGCAGGUCAUCAGGAUGCAGUGCAGAGAGUGAUAUGGGUAGAGGGUUAAAACGGGUAAUUGUUUCUCAUUGUGAUGAAGACGGAGCGAUGGAGACAGUUUGUAAGCGAGUAAAACUGGAUGGACCCAGUUCAGACGGAAAAUCAGAUCUAGAUUUGACCAGUCAGGUGGACUUGAUGGAUACCUCCAAGUCAUCGUCUGUUACUGAUUUGUACGAUAAUGAUGAAAAUCAUUUUGAUAUAGUGCACAGCAUGUUAAAUGAACUAAGUCCAGGAGAAGCAGAAAAGUACCAACCUGAUUGGUUUAAAUCAAGCUCAUCUGGGUCAUCAGAACAUGCAAAGUCUGAAAAGGAUGAUGAAGAUCUGAAACUCCAACAUGAUAUGAAUGUUGGAGUAGCAGGUGAUAAUUUGGACGAAGAAGAAAGAAAGAGUGGAGAUGAACUUAUUGUGAUAGAUGUGAAUGCCAUGGAAGAUAUCAAUAAUGAGGCUAAGUUGCUAAGUAGCAAUUCAGGAUUGUUCUAUUGA
Liolophura sinensis is the source of this 4949-nucleotide messenger RNA. RefSeq lists its product as uncharacterized. The transcript is spliced from 15 exons. Gene Ontology annotation, molecular function: protein binding. The coding region runs from base 966 to 4949 and encodes 1327 amino acids. Lineage: Eukaryota; Metazoa; Mollusca; Polyplacophora; Chitonida; Chitonidae. The record is from RefSeq and is a predicted model, not a curated record. Gene Ontology annotation, cellular component: Slx1-Slx4 complex. Gene Ontology annotation, biological process: resolution of meiotic recombination intermediates.